Cucumis melo (muskmelon) is the source of this 699-nucleotide messenger RNA. Its product is annotated as 14 kDa proline-rich protein DC2.15-like. Bases 89 to 511 code for a protein of 140 amino acids. The transcript has a single exon. The record is from RefSeq and is a predicted model, not a curated record. NCBI's taxonomy places the organism in Eukaryota, Viridiplantae, Streptophyta, Magnoliopsida, Cucurbitales, Cucurbitaceae.
UCCUCCCACCACCAAUCCCUCAAAAUCUUUCAACUUUCAAGAGAGAUCCAUCUUGAAAAAAGACGAAAAAAGAAAAAAAAAACCCCCAAUGGCUUCCAAGGCUACAGCCUCACUUGCUUUCCUCCUCUGUCUCAAUCUCCUAUUCUUCACCUUUGUCUCAGCAUGUGACACUUGCUAUGUCCCUGCCCCUUCCAAGCCCAAGCCCAAGCCCAAGCCAUGCCCUCCUACUAAACCAAACCAUCCAUCGAACUAUGGAAAGUGUCCUAAGGAUGCCCUUAAAAUCGGCGUCUGUGCCAAGCUUCUCGGCGGCCUCGUCGACCUCACCAUCGGCAAGCCUCCGGUGACCCCAUGCUGCACCUUGGUUGAAGGUCUUGCUGAUCUUGAAGCCGCUACCUGCCUUUGCACUGCCAUUAAGGCUAGCGUGUUGGGAAACAAGAUUAAAAUCCCACUCCACCUCAGCUUGCUCCUUAACGUUUGCAAGAAGAAUCUUCCCAAUGGAUUCCAAUGCUGAUUUUAAUUAUUAUUUCCCUAUUUUUGAAUUCUUGAAUGUUUUGAUGUCUUGUGGUUCUAUGUUAUUUUAAUUUAAUUACUACCAGCUAUUCUGGGUCGAUGUAGAAUUUGUUUCAUUGAUCAAUAAUGUUUUGAUGUAGAACUAUUUAUUCUGAAUAGUUCUUUGAUCAAUAAAGUUUUAAUCUUUUU